AUGACUGAAAUCAACAUCGCCGAUCAUUUGAGCCUCCCGACACUAGUGUCUGGGAAUUAUCUCUUGGCGUUGAUACCUUUAUUUCUAUACUUCAUCUACAAAUGUACCCUUGCAACGGAUAUCCCACAUAUCAAGGGCCUUCCGGAGAUUCCCGGUGCGAUCCCAGUCUUUGGCCAUCUCCUCAAGCUGGGAGAUGAUCAUGCAAGCGUGUGUGAAGGCUGGUGGCGCCAAUAUGGCCACUCAGUCUUUCAGAUCAAGUUAGGCAAUACGCGGGCCGUGGUAGUUAACUCUUUUGAAGACUGUCGUAAAAUGCUUCUCGGGCAUCAAAAUGCCAUCAUUGAUCGACCUAAGCUUUACACCUUUCAUGGUGUCGUGAGUAGUACUCAGGGAUUUACGAUCGGGUCUUCACCUUGGGACGAGUCAUGCAAGAAGAAGCGCAAGGCAGCAGGAACUGCCUUAGGUCGACCAGCUCUCCGCAACUAUUACCCAAUGUUUGAUUUGGAGAGUUACUGUAUUGUGCGAGAUCUCCACCGGGAUAGCGGGAAUGGCAACAUCGAGUUGAACGUCCGCCCAUACAUCCAACGGUUCGCGCUCAACACAACCUUGACUUUGUGCUACGGUAUUCGCAUGGAUGCUGUGUAUGACGAUCUCUUACGUGAGAUCCUUGAGGUUGGCUCGGCUAUUUCCCUUCUUCGUAGUGCCUCGGAGAAUCUGCAAGACUAUAUCCCUAUCUUACGGUACAUGCCGAACAACGAGAAGACUGCUCGAUCAAAGCAGCUACGCGACCGUCGGGAUGCUUAUCUGAAUCUCCUACUGGAUAAAGUGCGGGAGAUGAUCAAGAAAGGCACUGAUAAGCCUUGCAUUUCUGCGGCUAUUCUGAAGGAUGAAGAGACAAAGUUGACUGGAGUGGAAGUAUCUUCCAUCUGCUUGUCAUUGGUGUCGGGUGGUUUUGAAACUAUCCCUGGUACACUGACAUCGGCUAUUGGUUCCCUUUCCACUCCUGAAGGGCAAGUCUGGCAAGACCGUGCCUAUGAAGAUAUUAAGCGAUAUUAUCCCGAUGUUCGGGAUGCGUGGACCAGCUGCAUUUCCGAUGAGAAAGUGCCAUACGUGAACGCCAUUAUCAAGGAGGCUGGCCGAUACUAUACAGUCAGCUCUAUGAGCCUGCCUAGAAAGACGGUCACGGAGGUGAACUGGAAUGGGGCAAUCAUUCCACCAAAGACGAUGGUGUUGAUUAAUGCCCAGGCAGGGAAUCAUGAUGUGGAUCACUUUGGAUCAAAUGGAGGCAAGUUUGAUCCUGAAAGAUGGCUCAAAUCUCUGGACCCUCCUGAAGAAAGUGAAGUGAGCGGUUUGCCUCACUUGAGUUUCGGAUCCGGAUCUCGCGCUUGUUCUGGCCAGUUCAUUGCAUCCAGACUGUUGUAUUCUGCACUUAUUCGACUUCUCUCCUCCUACAAAAUUGUCGCCAGCGAAGUUAGUCCACCCAACACGGACUAUGUGGAGUACAAUCAGUUCAAAACUGCAUUAGUUGCCAUUCCCAGGGAUUUCAAAGUGCGAUUAAUUCCCAGAGACGACGCAGUCAGAUCUGAAUGUUUGAACCUGGCCGAGAUGAGAACUAAGGAGCACUACAAAGAGUAA
Molecule: messenger RNA, 1632 nt
Organism: Penicillium malachiteum
Lineage: Eukaryota; Fungi; Ascomycota; Eurotiomycetes; Eurotiales; Aspergillaceae
Product: cytochrome P450
Exons: 3
Coding region: 1-1632 (543 amino acids)
Molecular function (GO): oxidoreductase activity, acting on paired donors, with incorporation or reduction of molecular oxygen; heme binding; monooxygenase activity
Source: RefSeq, a predicted model, not a curated record